CUAAAACUCUUGUCAUUUUGUAUAAUAAGUUAAUAACUUCAUUUCUAAAGUUAUAUUAUGAAUAUCACCAAACAAAACAUUCUUUUGUUCAUCAACACUUUUAAAAGUUCAUAAAAUUAGAUCUUGAAGUGUAAUGCGAAGGGGACAAAGACAAGCUGUCGUGAUCUUGAAAGAUCAUAAAAGAUCGUCUAGUAACAUGAAAUAUGGGGUUGCUUGGAGUAGAAAAAAUAUAAUAUUUCAACUUAAUUAACUAAUUAAGCAGAUGGGUAUAAAGUAUAAACAAGUACAUAUGCUUCAGAUUUGCAGUAUGGGUAAAAGGUGAAGAUAUAGACACCCACAGCCUUUUAAUUUCCCUUUCCUUUUCAAGUGAACAGGUACGCCUAUCUCUUUGUUAACUUCUUUAAUUCCAUUUGAUUUACCUCUUUCUGUAGUUAUUCCAUCAUAAAGAUUCUAUAUGGGUUUGGUGUAGAUAUAGAAGUCAAUAAAUGAUAUUUUUUCCAACUAAAUCUGUCAAGAAAUUGAUUGAUUCAAAUAAAUAAGAUUUUAAACUCUUGAGCGAAUCCCCACUUCAAGAACGAGGUUCUAAUGGAGCUGUAUGUUUGUCUAUACGCUCAAGUCGAAGACUUUUUAAUGUUCUUGAAAUCAACUCUUCUACAAUUAGAAAUGCCAAAAUUAGGGUUUAUGAUUCUGUUGAUAUCGUUCUUGUUAUUGGCAUUGCAUACUGUGAUAUCAAAUCUCAAGAUCUUUAAACCUGUUAUCCUAUGUAGAAGCAGUUCUAUCCUUUCCCAUAAAUUAGUCAAAUCUCAAAUAAUGCUUCAUCAAAUUCGUAUUCUUUCUGAAAGAAAUUUUAGCAAAAUGGAAGAGGAUUUGGAUACUCAAUGGAAACCAUUGAUAGAAGAGUUCACAUUCACAAAAAACUCGGCUCCUUUUAAUAGCUGUCAUGCUUCUACAAUAGUUGAGGUUAAUAAAGACUGUUAUUUAGUAGCCUACUUUGGGGGUUCAUAUGAAGGGGCACCCGAUGUCAAGAUUUGGUUACAAACACACAAGGAUGGUUAUUGGCAUGCCCCUGUUAUUGCUGAUGAGCAAGAAGAUGUUCCAAUGUGGAAUCCUGUAUUAUUUAAGCUUCCUUCCAAUGAGUUACUUCUCUUUUAUAAAAUCGGGCAGGAGGUUCAAAAAUGGAGUGGAUGCAUGAAAAGGUCAUAUGAUAGUGGUGUAACUUGGAGUGAAAGAGAACAACUUCCUCCUGGUAUCCUAGGACCAAUAAAGAACAAGCCUUUGUUACUUGAAAAUGGGAAGUUGCUAUGUGGUUCAUCUGUUGAAAGUUGGAACUCGUGGGGUGCUUGGGUGGAGAUGACUUCAGAUUCAGGAAGAUCAUGGAAAAAACAUGGGCCAAUUUAUAUUCAAAACGAGUCACUUAGUGUAAUCCAACCGGUUCCUUACAAAACCACAAAAGGCAAUCUUCGUGUUUUAUUAAGAUCAUUUGAAGGAAUUGGUCGAGUUUGUAUGUCUGAAUCACUUGAUGGAGGUGAAAACUGGAGUUUUGUUGUUCCAACUGAGUUACCAAAUCCAAAUUCAGGGAUUGAUGGUGUGAAGCUAAGUGAUGGAAGGGUUUUGCUUGCUUAUAAUACGGUUUCCAGAGGGGUGUUGAAAGUGGCGGUUUCCGGCGAUGAUGGUGAUUCCUGGCGGGAGGUUGUGACAUUGGAGGAAACCGAUGGAAUGGAAUUCUCAUAUCCAGCUGUAAUUGAAGCAAGUGAUGGAUGUGUUCAUAUCACAUAUACAUAUAAUCGUACACAAAUCAAGCAUGUUGUUCUUCAACCAAAUUUAAAGUUGAUGUAA
Lactuca saligna is the source of this 1836-nucleotide messenger RNA. Lineage: Eukaryota; Viridiplantae; Streptophyta; Magnoliopsida; Asterales; Asteraceae. The record is from the annotation of a GenBank genome assembly.